UUACAAUAUAACAAUAUAACAAUAUAAUCGAUGAAACGUGAUAAUACGCAACCAAUGGUUUUGGAGGAGCAGCUACUGCCGGUUAAAUGUAUCAAUAAUUAUUAAGUUAGACACAAUAAAUAAUCCAAAUAAAAAACGACAAAUCUGCGAAUAAAAUAUUAUCAUAAUAUUGACCUUGUGACUUAUGUAAUAUCUGGUAAUAGUCGUCUAAUUAUUUUAGUCAAUGUUCUCCGUGUUCAUUUUUUCCCACUCAGACGUCCCGGAGUACGUAACUAAAAAUAGUAAAACUAUUAUCGUAUAUUUCUAAUGUAUACCAGUAAUAAUUUGUAACAUUUUAACAUUUAAUGUUCAUUGUGCUUUUUAUAGGCUGUUCAUUGAUAAUGGUUAAAUAAUCGGAUGCGUUUAUUAAAUAACAAAAACUAUAUUAUUAUUCAUGGUAAAUACAUACUAUCUACAUUAUUUAUUUAAACUAUAUCAAUGUUUAUAAAUUGUUUUUACUGUGAUGCUUUUCAGGAUGUAUGUUUCAAAUAUUAAAAUCAUUUCCAUUAAACGCCUACCCGUGACUUGAACUCUUUAUUAACAAUUAUUAAAAUAGGUAAGUAACACAUUUUGUUCGCACAAAUUAAAUUUAAAAAUAUUAAUUUAUUAUAUAACAUUUUUUCCUACACGUAUACAAUUUCAUUGUUAAUCACAAUAAUGUUAAUAAUAUAGAUAAUAUAGGUACUUCAAAAUGAUUGAAUUAAAUUAAAAUUCUGCAGACAAUCAGUUAUCAUAGCUACAUAAAUUAUCGAUUAAAAAAUAUUAACUAUAAAGGAUGAAACACAAAAAUAUUCUAUACAUUUACUUUCAAAAUGACUAGGUAGUUGUAAUAAUUAGUUUGUAUAAAGAGAACGCUAUAUACUGUCUCAAUCUUACUAACUAACAACUGUUUCACUACUUAAACCUUAAGUUGUAUUUUUAUUGAAAUAAGAGUUAAAAUACAAAUCAAAAAUUUUAAAAAAAGUACUUUUUUUUUUUUUUUUGUUGGCAGUGUUUUGCUGUUUUUCUUAAGUAUUGUCAAGCAAGUUAUAGCGAUUUUAGUUUCUGUUUUUACUUUUAAAAUAGCAACAUACUACCCUCAAAAAAAUUUACUCCUCUUUAAACUGUUUAAUUUAUGUUGAAAACUCUAAUUUCUACCCAAACACCAUAUUGUAUGAUCUAAAUAACUUAAUUUUGCUACUUUUGUCCAUUAGUUACUCUGAAAGUAACUCGCAGUAAAUGCGAAUAUAGUCUCUUAAUAAAUAUGUAAAUAUUGGCAUUGCUUCUAAUAAAUUUUAUCAUACUCUAAUUAUAAUCUAGUAAUAUUAAUAAUUAUUGAUUUCUUUAACAUUUAUUAUUUUUACCUAUAUUUAUAUAUAUUUUUUUUUUCUUUUUUCAGGGAAAAUACUAAUCAUGUUCAAAUAUACAUAUAUCUAUGCAAUUGUUUUUCUGGACUUGAUCAGCAUUAGUCUCAUCAUACCCGUAUGGGGUACUCACUUACGCUCUCUAGGAGCGAAUCACUUUAAUAUUGCCCUACUGGGAUCUACGUAUUCAUUUCUUCAAUUCCUAUCUGGCACACCUAUUGGUGCUCUUAGUGACCACUACGGUCGAAAAGUAGUGCUUUUUGUUACAAUCGUUAUUUGUGCCUUAUUCUAUUUCCUUCUGGGCUGUGUUAAAUCUUUCGCGUUAAUUGCGUUAAUCCGUGUUAUUCAAGGAUGUCUGAAACAUUCACAACUUUUAUGCAAAACAUUAGUCAAUGAUCAAGUACCUACUGACCAACAAACUGCAGUUUAUGGCCGAAUGAAUGGAUUUUCAUCGCUGUCAUUUGUUAUCGGCCCAAUUAUCGGUGGACAUCUCAUGGAAAAAAGUGAAGGAUUUUAUAGUUUGGCGUGUUACACAUCAAUGAUAUUCUUAGUCAAUGCUUUAGUGGUUUGGUUUACAGUUCCAAACACAACGGUACCAAAAAAAGAAAGAAAAAAUGCAUCGCCAUUUAGAGAUUUAGUAGAAGUAAAUUGGAAAGAAUGUUGGCCUGCGUUCUCGUUGAAAAUGUUAGGUGCUGCAGCACUGUUUGCUUACUUUAGUACUGUAGGUCUUGCAAUGAACGAAAAGUUCAAUUUGUCUCCAUCAGAAGCCGGUUAUACAGGUGCUUUACAAGGACUUACUGGUGGCAUAACCGGGUUUGCAGCUGGAAAAAUAGAAAACAUAAUUCCCACAAAAAAUCCAUUUACCAAAUGUGCGUAUUCAUUUGGAUUAUUAGGCGCAGGCUUUGUUGGCUUAGCUUUGGCUCCAAAUUUAGUUUUAUUUAUGGCGGCCAUGAUUCCAAUCAGUGCGUCCAGUACUCUAAUACGGGGCUUCAACAAUGAAAUAAUGUAUGAGCAGUCAUCAUCUGAUCAUAAGGGUCUUGUCGCUGGCGCUGGAGCCAGUGCGGCUGCAAUAUCAAGAUUUAUAGCUCCAAUAGUGUGUGGAUUUACAAUGGAUACAUUUGGCAAUAACUCUGGAUUUUUGUUAUCUGCAAUCUUUGCAUUUACCGGAGCAGUGUUAUCAUUGUUUUUAACGAAUAAAUCAAAACAUCACGUUGAAUAAAUUAUAAAAUAUGUAGUAAUACAACUUUACAACUUUACCAAAUUAUAAAUAUAUAUUUGGUUUAGAGUUAUAAACUGAAAUAAAGUACUGGUUUUCAAACAAAAAGAUGCUAUUAUUGUUAAUUAAUAUUAAUUAUAAUGUUAAUUUAUUUUUUAUUACAUGUUAGACAUUCAAAAUUUCAGAAACAAUAUAUGAUUUAACACAUUUAAAUUUUAAAAUCCAGGUAUACAGGUAGCACAUAGGUAAUAAGUGUUAAAUAUUUAUAAAUUACUCUGUAUUUAUUUUUUUUUUUUUUACAUUGUUUAUGUACCAGUUAUAUAAUAUUAUGUUUGUUUUUUUUAAAGCAAGUCGUUAUAAACAUUAAAAUAUUUACUUUGAUGGUUUAAUCUAAUAACAUGUAACAGGUAGUAGUAAAAGAUAUUAUUGAAUAAUAAAUAGUUUUCGAAUAUAUUUAUAUUAAUCUCUAUACAAGUAUAUAUUGUUUAUCUUUUUCAAAAUGUUUGUAAUGGAUUUAAUUAUAUUUGGAAUAACAUAGAUAAUAAUGCUUGUUGGAAAAUAUUUAAAGUGAGAAAAAUUAUUUUUAUCUGUGAUUUUUGUUAAAUAAUGAUGUAAUAUUAAGACCAAUAUCAUGCACAAAAGAUGAAAUUUAAAGAGAUUUUAAAUGUUUAAUUUGUUAUAUCUAUCAAUUUUUAACUCACUUAGACCUAUUGAAUUGCAUACUAUACUAUUUGAACUAAAUCAAAUGACUGUGUACCUACAGGUAUAUAUCACCCUUGUAAACUAACACCUCCAGAUCUUAUGUGUUUCAUUGCCAUAAGAGUCAAAAUAUUAUUAUAUUCAUUUUAAUUAUAAGUUACAUAAAAUAUUAAGAUAUAUUAUAGAUGUACAAUUUAUUGUUUAGGCUUAAAGUGAAAAUGUGAAAUUUAAGUCAUUGAAUUAAGUAUUGAAUACUUUAUCAGUUUGUGUUUUAUGAUAUUUAAAAAAUAAUAUAUUUGUAUAUUUGUGUGAUAAUGUCAAUAAAAUAAGUUUAUAAAUACUUA
Cinara cedri is the source of this 3641-nucleotide messenger RNA. Lineage: Eukaryota; Metazoa; Arthropoda; Insecta; Hemiptera; Aphididae. The record is from the annotation of a GenBank genome assembly.